Messenger RNA from Aspergillus welwitschiae, 1344 nucleotides. RefSeq names its product S-adenosyl-L-methionine-dependent methyltransferase. The record is from RefSeq and is a predicted model, not a curated record. Gene Ontology annotation, molecular function: O-methyltransferase activity. The transcript has 3 exons. The coding region runs from base 1 to 1344 and encodes 447 amino acids. Lineage: Eukaryota; Fungi; Ascomycota; Eurotiomycetes; Eurotiales; Aspergillaceae.
AUGGCCCCAUCGAAGCAGAGUAUUGAGGCCCUUGGCUCUUCUGUUUCUGAUCUCACAGCGUCUCUCGCCCAUCAGCUAGAGGCUUUGAAUCAGCCAGAACCGUCAUUUGCGAUCGAUGCUCCAGUGUCCUUGCCUCAAAGCCCAGAAAUUCAAGGCACUCGACUGAAGCUGUUGGAAACCCUGGAAACGCUCCAUCACCUCGUUAUCGGUCCGAGUGACUUCUGGCACUAUCAGAGCAUGUUUCUUAACCAUUCACUCCUCGCCUUCGACGUGUUCAACAACUUCAACUUCUGGGAUUCCGUCCCUCUGAACGGUUCAGCUAGCUACGCCGACAUUGCGAAGUCAACCAACUUGCCCGAGCAGAUCGUGCGACGCAUCCUCAGAUUAGCAUUCACAAUUUUUGUUUUCGCUGAGGAAGCGCCGGGCUCCGACCGCGUGGUGCACACGGCGGCAUCAGCGCUCAUUGUGCGCAAUCCGUUCGUAAAAGCAUAUCUGGAACACAAUAUGGAGGAUGUCAGACCGGCUGCUACUGUUGGGGUCGAUGCUUUGAAGAAGUGGUUUGUUGGGGAAUCCGAGCCUCCUGAGGAUGUUGCAGCCUGCCCGAUCGCACUGGCGACAUAUGAUGGUCAUCAGAGUGGUGGAGAUCUGUGGCAACUUCUCGAAAAUUCUGAGCGACCGGGUCAGCCAAAAGGCUUUCGAGCCAAGCGUUUUGCAGAGGCAAUGCAGGGGCUUCGAAUGACAAGUGGAGUUAUGACCGAGUCUGUAUUGAAGCAGCUCGACUGGAGUAACUUGAACGAGGCAACUGUUGUUGAUCUUGGAGGAUCAGCCGGGCAUAUCAGCGUGAUUCUUGCUGAAAACUAUCCCAAGCUUGAUCUUGUUGUGCAGGACCUCGCGUCGGCGCAGUCUGCCUUCGACGAAAACAUUAACUCCACUCCCUAUGCCUCGCGCGUCAAGUUCCAGAUCCAUAACUUCUUCGAACCGCAGGUACUCCCUGCAGAUGUAUUUCUGCUCAAGUCAGUUCUGCAUGAUUGGUCCGACAAAUAUGUGUUGCAAAUUGUCCGUAACCUGCUGGACGUCCUCAAGCCAGGAAACCACUUGGUGGUUUUUGAUUUUGUCAUGCCGGAGGACUAUGACGAGGAAACGGACUCGAUGACCCCAUUGCUGGUAAGGAAGUUGGUUGCAUCGAUGGAUAUGCAGAUGUUUGUUGGCUGUAAUUCCAAGGAGCGGAAGGUGAAGGACUGGAACGACGUUAUUAAGCGAGCCGAUGACCGGUUUGAGCUGAAAGAGGUUCAUGUACCUCGUGGAUCGCCCUUGGGACUGCUUGACUUUGUGUUUCAGGGGUAG